Mya arenaria is the source of this 2032-nucleotide messenger RNA. Its product is annotated as monocarboxylate transporter 14-like. Gene Ontology annotation, molecular function: monocarboxylic acid transmembrane transporter activity. The transcript is spliced from 6 exons. The record is from RefSeq and is a predicted model, not a curated record. NCBI's taxonomy places the organism in Eukaryota, Metazoa, Mollusca, Bivalvia, Myida, Myidae. Gene Ontology annotation, biological process: transmembrane transport. The coding region runs from base 238 to 1590 and encodes 450 amino acids.
UCUAAUCAUGCUGUUUAAUUUUAGCUCUCAUUGUGCAGUAUUUAAUACCGAUGCAUAUAAACUGUUGAUUUAUAAACAUGUUUUAGUUUAUUUUAUUCAAAGCUGGAGUAGUAUAUGCUAGGAUGAUUUAUAGCCACUCAAUGAGCGUUUAGCGAAACUUUGCGAUCAGUUAUGCGUUAGUUGCUUGGGACGUAAUAGUGCAUUAGUGGUGUAUUUCUAUUUAACAAAUACUUAAAAAUGUGUCUUGAUGAAAGCCGGUGUCAGCGUGCCCAUCAACGAAAUAUGUAUGUGUUACACAGAUGGCUAGUCUGUACAACUGCACUCCUCGCGAAUCUGGUAGUGCUGGGCGUAAUGUUCUCGAUGGGGACAUUAUUGUCAGAUAUCACGGCCACAUUUAACGUUUCCCGUACCGAUGCUGCACUUGUUCAGACCGUGGCCAUCGUUGCUGGUUUGUGUGGUGGCGUCUUUAUCGGAAGCUUGAUACAUAAGUUUGGAGAACGAAACGUUGCGGUUUGUCUUUCCUUCAUCUUGUCUAUAGGAGUCGUCAUCAGCUAUUUUGCUACAUCAGUACCUUUUCUGAUGAUAUCGAUUGGAUUACUUGGAGGUACUUCAGGCGGUGGUAUUUACAUUGCCGCUUCCGCAGCGACCGGUCGGCAUUUUCAUGGCAAACAAGGACUAUUUUUUGUUUCCGUUGUAAAUGUUGGAUCAGGCAUGGGUGGAGUCAUUUUCCCAUACUUCUUCAAUUAUUUGACGGAGAGGUUUGGGCCACGGGGAACAUAUCUGAUUACUGGUGGGAUUCUUCUUAAUAUGAUACCAUUUACAUUGCUAUGGAACUCCCCGAUUACUAAGAAACUUACGAAGCCAAAACACGAGCAAAACGUGUGCAAUGAUAAUGCUAUUGAAAUGGAAAGCUUGACAUCUGUUAAAAGCGAAGUUAAAACCUGUUAUGCUGACAAAGAUACGCUUUGCGCAGCCUUUAAGAAACUUGUUACAGACAGAGCUUUUGUUUUCUUUGCCUUCGGGCUUGCAACAGCAUACUCAUGUGUCAUGGUGGUUAACGUGUUCGACGCGCUUCAGGAUUCGGGACUAUCUCAAACCAAUGCUACACUAGGUCUACUUUUAUUGAACAUAUCAGGCAUUAUUGGACGCAUUCUUCCAGGCACUUUGAUACAAAUAAAAUAUAUAACGGUGUUGACAGUCCCAAUAAUUGCAUGCAUAAUGAUAAUUUUAUCACAGCUCGGAAUAACUCUACUUAGUAGUAUUACUACAAAUUUUCUGGCAUGCAUAUUAGCUGGAACAGCAAUUGGAAUGUUGAUGUCUUGCUUUGGUGUGGUCACUUUAAAACUGGUUGGCAUUGAACGACACGCAAAUGCAAUGGGAAUAUGUUUAAGUCUCUCCGGGUUAACAAAUGCACUCAUGGGACAAUUUGGAGGCUGGAUACGAGACAAGUUAGGCUAUUAUACGAUUCCAUUUCUACUAUCGGCCUCCGUGGAAGUCCUGGCGAUCAUUCUCCUCUCAAUAGCACAGUUUUACAGAUCGAAAUAUCCAAAAAGACUAACUGAUGAACUGAAAGAUGUCUGUGCAUUAUAACACACGGUUUUGAUUUGCACAUGCACUCGUUUGAUGUCAUUAGUUACACUUGGAUACUUACACGGAACAUCAAAGUAUCCAAGAACGUACUUGACAAGCUCGACCAAAAAAAGCUAUAAAUGACACACGUACCAUUAGCACUGUUUUCCUUAUAGUCAAAAAUCGUGUAUCAUUUAAAUUCAACGAGUCAUAGUUUAUUCAAAUGCAUCAAGGCCAAAGGCUCAUGAGUAUCAAUCCAUGGAAUUCAUAAUCCAUAUAAUUAUAUUAAAUGAUAUCAAUCGAACGUUGGGUCACAAUAUACGUGAAUACAUAUGAACUCUAAGAUCAAGCCAACGGGAAAGAAUACAUGCUUUACAGGUACAAUAAUAUAAGCGCUACAAACGUCAUGCAAGAGGCACAAUGUUGUAAGCAACACACAUGCAAUAAAAACAAUGAAAAUCGC